Molecule: messenger RNA, 2164 nt
Organism: Neltuma alba
Lineage: Eukaryota; Viridiplantae; Streptophyta; Magnoliopsida; Fabales; Fabaceae
Product: nucleolar protein 56
Exons: 8
Coding region: 119-1894 (591 amino acids)
Cellular component (GO): small-subunit processome; box C/D methylation guide snoRNP complex
Molecular function (GO): snoRNA binding
Source: RefSeq, a predicted model, not a curated record
UCGUCCUCCUAAGCGGAAAGCCCUAAACCCUGUUAGAAGCAGAGCCCCGGAUGCUCGCCUCUCUCGACCCCUUUGCGGCUUGCUUUUAAUUCUCAUAUUUCUGAGUCUUUGGUCUUCAAUGGCCCUCUAUUUACUUCAUGAAUCGGCUUCUGGCUUUGCUCUGUUCCAUGCUCAUGGCCUUGACGAAAUAGGGCAGAACACCGAAGCGGUACGGAACUCUGUUUCGGACUUGAACCGCUUCGGGAAGGUCGUGCAGCUUGCGGCUUUUCUUCCAUUUGAGUCCGCACUGGAUGCCCUCAAACAGUGUAACGCUGUCUCUGAAGGCUUAUUGACUGAUGAGUUGAGGAGCUUUCUGGAGCUCAAUCUUCCUAAAGUCAAGGAAGGUAAGAAGGCGAAGUUCAGCUUAGGAGUAGCAGAUCCUAAGAUUGGUUCACAGAUUGCUGAGCUAACUAAAAUUCCUUGCCAAAGUAAUGAGUUUGUGGGUGAGCUGCUUCGUGGUGUGCGACUUCAUUUUGAUAGGUUUAUGAAGGACCUCAAGCCAGGAGAUUUGGAAAAAGCACAGCUUGGUCUGGGGCACAGUUAUAGCAGGGCAAAGGUGAAAUUUAAUGUCAACCGAGUUGACAACAUGGUCAUUCAAGCAAUUUUCCUUCUUGAUACACUCGAUAAGGAUAUUAAUUCCUUCGCAAUGAGAGUCAGAGAAUGGUACUCAUGGCAUUUUCCUGAACUUGUGAAGAUUAUAAAUGACAACUAUCUGUAUGCCAAGGUGGCAAAAUAUAUUGAGGAUAAGUCGAAGUUGGCAGAAGACAAAAUCCCGGGCUUAACGGACAUAGUCGGAGAUGAGGAUAAGGCAAAGGAGAUAGUUGAAGCUGCCAAGGCAUCUAUGGGCCAGGAUUUGUCCCCAGUGGACUUGAUCAAUGUCCAGCAAUUUGCACAGAGAGUAAUGGAUCUAUCUGAGUAUAGAAGGAAGCUUUAUGAUUAUCUGGUUACUAAGAUGAACGACAUUGCACCAAACUUGGCCUCUUUGAUUGGCGAAGUUGUUGGUGCUCGAUUGAUUUCCCAUGCCGGUAGUCUCACAAAUUUGGCUAAGUGCCCCUCUUCUACUCUUCAAAUUCUUGGUGCAGAGAAGGCCUUAUUCAGGGCAUUGAAGACCAGAGGAAACACUCCUAAAUAUGGCCUGAUAUUCCAUUCAUCUUUUAUCGGUCGUGCAUCUGCUAGAAAUAAGGGGCGAAUGGCACGAUAUCUUGCAAACAAGUGUUCAAUUGCAUCACGCAUUGACUGCUUUUCUGAGAGUGGCACUUCUGCUUUUGGGGAGAAACUCCGCGAACAAGUUGAGGAGCGACUUGACUUUUAUGACAAGGGAGUUGCCCCACGUAAAAACAUAGAUGUCAUGAAGUCUGCUAUCGAGAGUGCUCAAAACAAAGACACGCAGAUGGAGACAGAAGUGCCUGUUGAAGUAUCUAGCAAGAAAAGUAAGAAGAAGAAGUCAAAAGGUUCUGCUGAUGAAGGUGAAGACAUGGUUGUGGAUAAGCCCACAGAAAUUACAAAUGGCGGUGCAUUGGAGGAUCAUAAAUCGGAAAAGAAGAAGAAAAAGAAAGAAAAGAAGAAAUUGGGUCAGGAGAUGGAGCUGCAGGAUGAGGAAGGUGGAGGAGACAGGGCAACUACAAAUGGUGGUGCAGGGGAGGAUCACAAGUCAGAAAAGAAGAAGAAAAAGAAAGAGAAGAGGAAAUUGGACCAGGAGAUGGAUGAGGACGGUGCUAUUGGGGUUGAAAAUGAGCAGCAGGAAACAACUAAAAAGAAAAAGAAGGAAAAAAGAGAUGACGGGGAAGUAUAUGAGAAUGAUAAGGAGACAAAAAAGAAGAAAAAGAAGAAAUCGAAAAGUGCGGAUGGUGAGUAGCUAGUAAACUAGCUGCGAAAAUAGGUGUCUUGUCACGAAUGACGGUAAAUUUAUUAGUUAGUUUUGAAUGCAUUCUGGAUGCUGGAGCUUGCUGUAGGUUGUCUUUUAUCCUUCAUGGCGUAAAACUUGGUCCCUCAAGUCUGUGCAUCAUUUUAAUAUCCCGUGCUUUUGUUAGAAACACAUGGCCUGAUGAGGUCUGCCAGGAUCGUAUAAACUUUCUUCCGAGGGAUCCAAUUGAAAGAUUAAACCUACGAUUGUUCUCCUGCAGCA